AUGUCUGGAAAAUAUAAAGGUGUCCAAGCGGAAAUUAAAAAAAGGAAUAAACUUGCCCAUUAUGUCCCAUGUGCAGCUCAUUCACUAAAUAUAGUUGGAGAAUCUAGCGUCGAUGAAUGUGUAGAAGCUACAAGUUUUUUUGGCUAUUUACAGAAAUUAUAUGCAUUUUUUGUUGCAUCGACUCAUCGCUGGGAAAUUUUAAUUGAAAAUAUCAAUAAAAAAAAUGAAGAAAUUGGUACACAUAGGGCUGUAUUAGUUGUAAAGUCACUUUCUGCGACAAGGUGGUCCUGUCGCGAGCAAGCAGUAAAAUCUCUUGUCAGCAAUUAUGAUGGUAUUUUUAAUGCUUUGAAACAAUUGGCCGAAAACCCAUUAGAAAAAAAAGAUACCAAAGAUGAGGCAUUUUCCUUAAAGAAAAAAAUGAUAAGACUUGAAAACGCGUUUAUGGCUAUUUUUUGGAAUCAAGUAUUGGAGCGAUUUGAUGCCACAAGUAAGUACCUACAAAAACCUGGUCUUGAUGUCAUAACAGGACAUACAAUGUUAGUGUCAUUACUACAGUUUGUUUGCGACUUCCGAGGUCAAUUCGAAUCCUUAGAGGAAAAGGCCAAAGCUAUGUCUUCCAUUUUGAAUACGUCAUACCAAGAUGGAUAUCAACGUAGGGGCAUCAAAAAAUUAGCCGACGGCUCAACAGAAAUACCACGACAAGGUUCAGACAAAUUUCGCAUUGAAUCAUACCUACCCAUGAUAGAUAAAAUAAUAUCUGAGCUUGAAAAACGAAACAAAGCUUACAAAGAAGUAAGCGAUAUUUUUGGUUUCUUUAGUCGGUUAUCCAUCCUUUCUUCCGAAGAGAUAAUUACCAAGGCUAGAAACCUAAUUCUCCAAUAUUCCGACGAUUUAGAAGACAACUUGGUUCAAGAACUUCUUCAGUUUUCUGCAUUUUUAAAAACUUUAAAUUUAAAUAAUGAAUCUAGCUCUAGUGUUCCUUUUCUUUUAAACCUUCUUAUUGAAAGAGAUUUGUUAGAAGUAUUUCCGGAGAUUUUUAUAGCUUUAAGAAUUUAUUUAUGCAUUCCAAUAACCAAUUGUGAAACUGAAAGAUCAUUUUCAAAACUCUCAUUUAUAAAAAACAAAUACAGAACUACUAUGGGCGAAGCCAGAUUAGCCCAUUUAGCUUUAAUGAGUAUUGAGAAUGAACUUUUGUCUUCAUUAAAUUUUGAUGAUAUUAUUGAAGACUUUUCUACUUUGAAAGCUCGAAAAAAAGCAUUGUAA
Sitophilus oryzae (rice weevil) is the source of this 1263-nucleotide messenger RNA. RefSeq lists its product as uncharacterized. The transcript has a single exon. NCBI's taxonomy places the organism in Eukaryota, Metazoa, Arthropoda, Insecta, Coleoptera, Curculionidae. The record is from RefSeq and is a predicted model, not a curated record. Bases 1 to 1263 code for a protein of 420 amino acids. Gene Ontology annotation, molecular function: protein dimerization activity.